Messenger RNA from Acanthamoeba castellanii str. Neff, 1407 nucleotides. Its product is annotated as Ser/Thr phosphatase family protein. Bases 1 to 1407 code for a protein of 468 amino acids. The record is from RefSeq and is a predicted model, not a curated record. Gene Ontology annotation, biological process: peptidyl-serine dephosphorylation; mitotic cell cycle. The transcript is spliced from 11 exons. Gene Ontology annotation, cellular component: cytosol. Gene Ontology annotation, molecular function: protein serine/threonine phosphatase activity. Lineage: Eukaryota; Discosea; Longamoebia; Acanthamoebidae.
AUGGAAGGAGACGUCUCCUCGGCGCCCCAGACAGACUGUGUGUGGGACUGUCUGGCAGACGAGGUGGUGUUGUGCGUGUUCCAUGCGCUGCUCCCUUCUCCCGGGUCAGUUCUCGGGGUCUCGAGCCUGGGCUGCGCGCAGGCGGAGGGGGAGGCGGCAUGCGCAGGGGACAACGAACUGCGUGCGCUGUGCCUACAGCUGCCGCGGUGGCCGGCUUCGCCUGCGCGGUCGGUCCAAGCGCGGGUGCCGGGCCUGGUGGGUCUGGUAGAGUUCACGGUGGGCCGGGUGCACACGCCGCUCGACGGGCCGCCGCAGGCCGCGCUCUGGCUGUAUCGUCGGCCCAACGACCGCGGAGCCGGCGUCGAUGACGAGUGGCGGAGGACUCAGUCGUCAAUCGCCUGUCCGGAGCCGUUUGCCAACUGGAAGGCCUGCUAUGCGUGGCACGCGGGGUGGCUCGACAGGGAGCUGGCGCACCUGUGGGAAGGCCGGUUGCCCGACAUGCGCUGUCUUGUCCUCUUGUGUUUGAUGGCGCAGGAGGUAUUGAACAGGGAGCCCAACGUGCUGCGCCUCUCGUCGCCUAUCACCGUGGCUGCCGGGCCUCGUGGCCAAUUCGCAGACCUCGUCAAGUUGAUGCGUCUCGUCUUGGAAGGCAAGGAGCCGCCGGCGACCAAGUACCUGUUCCUGGGCGGCUACACGGAGCGGGGCGGCACCGGCCUGCAAUGCUUCCUCCUGCUUCUCGCACUCAAGGUGAGAUACCCGGAUCACGUCUACCUGCUGCGCGGCGGUAAGGACAACGCCUCCAUGUCGCGCCUCUACGGCCUCUACGACGAGUGCAAGAAGUACGGCAGUGUUCGCUCGUGGAAGCUGCUGGUGUCGACCUUCCAAUGCCUCCCGCUGGCCGCGGUGAUCGACGAAAGGACGUUCUGUGUGCAUCAUGGAAUGUCGCCUAAGCUGCACACGCUCAACGACAUGGACGCGCUGGCCAGAAAUGAGUUGGCUGAGGAUGAGGCACCGCUGUGCGACCUCCUGUUCUCGGAGCCCCAAGACAGCCCCUGCUGGGUGCCAAACGAAGACCUGUUCGGCUAUCUAUGGGGACCAGACGUCACCGAGUGGUGGAACAGCAACAACGGGCUCGAGUUCCUUGUGAGGAGCGGAGGCUACAUCGCGGAGGGCUAUGAGAAAAAGCACGGCGGCCGGGUGAUUUCGCUUUGCAGCGCGCCUGACUGGUGUGGGACACUCAAGAACCCGGGAGCCGUGCUGUUGAUCGAUCGCUCCUCGAUGCGCAUUCUUUUGUUUGAGGCUGCAUCGGACUGCAUGCGCGGGUUGCCCAUCCGGAGCGAAGACCUUCACCUGGCGGUCAGCCACGGUGAAGUGCUGCCCACCGACCAUCGCGGUGCAGAGUUGUAA